Laccaria bicolor S238N-H82 is the source of this 4167-nucleotide messenger RNA. Its product is annotated as sec7-like domain belongs to guanine nucleotide exchange factors. The coding region runs from base 1 to 4167 and encodes 1388 amino acids. Gene Ontology annotation, biological process: regulation of ARF protein signal transduction. NCBI's taxonomy places the organism in Eukaryota, Fungi, Basidiomycota, Agaricomycetes, Agaricales, Hydnangiaceae. Gene Ontology annotation, molecular function: guanyl-nucleotide exchange factor activity. The record is from RefSeq and is a predicted model, not a curated record. The transcript is spliced from 12 exons.
AUGUAUUUCCAAUCUGUAGAUGUAGAUUAUAUGAUCAUUUGUGAGGCGCUCAAUGCAGGUACAUACUUAGCCCCUGCCAAGCAGCAUGCUGCUCCGUCGCGCCCUCAGGGCCUUCAUACCGCAUACCCCGCAGGCUUGCAACCAAUCGCAUCCGAAGAUCUUUCUGGAAACAGGCAAAUACACCGUAGGGUUUCUCGAACGGACCUCGACUUUGAACAGGCUUUGCGAGCAGAGGGCACAGUGGUCUUGAGAGAAGGGGUGGACGUCAAUUCACUAGGGGUAGAUAUAAGUCCGUCUCCAGCGAACAGAAGCUAUAGUUCUAUGACCACCUCUCCAAUGUCGCGUUCGACACCACGACCACAACCCUCAACCCCCAACGUCGUUCCGCCGACUCCUUCACCUGCAGCAGGUCCCUCUGCUUCCAAACAAGCUGGCUCCUCUCCAGCCUCGUCUUCUCAAGAUUUGUUCUAUGAUGCCGACGAUGGCGAGCGACAUAUGAAUCGUCGUUCAAUGUACAGAUCUCCUGGUACAUCAAGCAGUCCUGACCUCGCUACGCUUUUGCGUAAGGCAAAAGAACGCGGUGGCGUCGUUGGGGUCAACUACAAGAAGGAAAAGAGACGCGAAUCACCACCUCCACCAUUGCCCUCUGCAUAUGACCGUGCUACUGAUAAAUUUUCCCCCUCUUAUUCAGCCAACUCUUCGCCCUCAAAAGACAAAAUCAGGGGGGACGCUGAAUGGGUACUCCCGAGUUCUCGUCAGCCGAGGGAAAACGGAAAUAGCAAGGCUCCCAAAACGUCAGUGAGAGCAAAGACCAGCGCGUUUCUAGGGAAAAUGCUAGGCCAGAACAGUGUUCGAGAACGAUCCAAAACCGAUGCAGCGAUGUAUUCCCUGCCCUCUUCCUCCACGUAUACCCCGCCAGCGUUAAUGAAUGCGUUCACCCCUCCCGUACCACCUAUACCGGCAGAACAUCGUUCGCCAACAACAUCACCCAUAGCCGAUGUUUUCAGCACUUCAAAUCGACAGCUUGUCGAUGCCAGUGAAAAGCCUCUUCCUCAAAGCCCAGGAAUCCGAGAGAGGGAAGAUUUGGAUGAGAAAUCAAUUGUAUUUGUUGACAAAAAGGCCCCGCUGCCUUUGACACCAUUAAAACCAGUCGAAGAUACUCAUACCAUCAAGCGAAGAAGUAUGAGUGUUGGUAAUGCGGACCUUCAUCUGGUCUCACCAUCGACACCAAGUUACCCUCGGACGCCAGAGCCCAAGAAAAAGGAUGAUCCUGGACGAUGGGACGAUAGUACAUUGCAUGGCAUCCUGGAUGACUUCAAAGGCGAACUUUCACAACUUGAUCCAGUUUCUGGUUCUUCCCUCGAUCUACGCGAUCCAUCGACGCCCCAGCGCCAGUCUACAUUGCGGUCUAAGGCUGGCAGCUUACGCCGGGAAGUCAAUAUUCCUACCUCCCCGUUACUUCUCGACAAAUCGGAAACAGAAGAACCCGAAGAGACUGGUGCCCUCCAACCCGCAAUCAUACCUCCACGAACUUCGUCCUUACAGACUCGACCUGGAUCAAAUGGAAUAGGUAGCCCACGAAUUGCAAACUCGAGUCCUGCUGUGAGAAGCCCAUCCGCCGGUUUAGGGGCAAGGGAUACGAGCAAGCUACGGGUGCUUCACCGGUCAACCGCUUCAAGUUCAGAGCCUUCUCUUGUUCCUGUCGCAGAUCCUCAGUUUUUAUCUACUCCCCGGAGGAGUUCACAGCAAGAUUUAACUGGAAAGGAAGUAACACUGACUCGCUUUUCCUCGUCUGCUCUAUCGCCCGGAGGAGACGAUUCGACUGACAUGGAUACGAGAGGGAAAGAGCUCGCUACUCGCUGUUGGAAUGAAGAUGAAGACUUUCUGGCAAAGGAGAAGAUUGCAGAGUGGCUCGGCGGGCAGUAUGUUCUGCACGAUAUGAUUCCAGGACGAAUGCUGAUAUACUUUAGCGGUCGUAUCAAUAAAUUGGCCUUGCGACAUUACGUCGACUUCUUUGACUUUCAAGGACUCAGACUUGAUCUUGCAUUUCGCCGCUUCUGUGCGAAACUUUAUUUGAAAGGGGAAACACAACAAGUAGAUCGAAUUUUAGAGCAAUUUAGCCGCCGCUACUGGGAUUGUAAUCCUGGUGGUCUUUAUGGCAGCUCAAAUAUUGUCCAUGCAGUUUCAUACUCCCUUUUGCUUCUCAACACCGACCUCCAUGUUGCUGAUCUUUCAACCCGAAUGUCUCGCAAUCAAUUUAUCAAAAAUACGCUCACAGCCAUCCAAACGCAACUGCAACCUGUUUCAAUUGCACGCUUGUCGACAUCCGAUCUUACUUAUGAUGAUUGCAGUAGCAUUCGUGGAGUGGGCUCCGAAGAAACUGAAAAGGGAUUUCGCAAAAAGAGAAGUGAUAGCAUUACUAGUUGGAACAGCGUCUCUCGCGAGGUGAUAAUGUCCACGCCCACUUCGCCUGGCGGAGGUCAGGGAUUACCCUUAGGAGCCCAUCUUCCCAAUGGUAGUACUCCAUCUGUUCAGGUCUCAAACAGUCACGACUAUGGAUCGUCAAAUCAAUUUACCCACGUCUAUGGUCGUGCAUGGGAGAAUGACAUGGAAAACCUUCUCAAAGAAAUGUAUAACGCCAUUAAGAGCCAGCAAAUUUUGCAACCUAUGAACACCACCUUGACUCGGUCUUCUGUAUCUUCUCUAAGCCCUGGCGGGUCUGGAAUGAUGCGAAAUCGUAGUUUUCGUGGACAGCCAGACAGAUUGGCAACUCUCAAGCGAGGCAGCAUCCGUGGUUUGCAAUCAAUCCUUAGCGCUCAAAAUGGGAUCAGCCCCUAUAGUAGUAAUAGCAGUAUUGACGGCCGUGUCAGUCCAUCUCCCAGUUUCGCGACAUCUACACACGAGGGAAUGUAUGGCUCGAGUUCAUCAUUUCUAAACCCCACCUUAGGUUUUGCUUCCAACUUAUCCCACACCAUCAUCCGUGAAGCACAAGAAGACGAUGACCGCAGCGCCCACAGCGAGGAGUCUUCGUCAACGACCAUCAGCAUCUCCGACGAAGAACUAGCUCUGCUGGGCGCUCCAUGGGCGAAAGAGGGUAUGCUAUGCCGCAAGCAAUACUGGGAAUCUUCGGGGAAAAGAGCUAAAGAUAAAGCUUGGCUGGAUGUUUUUGUUGUUAUUCAGAAAGGAGAACUCAACAUGUUCACCUUUGGUGAUACCACCUCAGGUUCGUCCGGCACAUUUGGAGGCGGAAACUGGCUGGCCAAUGCCCACCCUGUCGGAACUGUCCAACUAGCACACUCACUAGCCCAUUCCUUGCCGCCGCCAGGAUAUAAUAGACAACGUCCAUACUGUAUGGUACUGACGCUCGCCAAUGGUGGCGUGUAUUUCUUUCAGGCAGGAACGGAGGAACUCGUGAACGAGUGGGUGUCGACAUGCAACUACUGGGCUGCGCGAACAAGCAAAGAGCCUCUAGCUGGCGGCGUUUCCAACAUGGAAUAUGGAUGGAACAGGCUCGCGGACCCAUACACACACGACUUGGCUCGGUCGAGAGUCAAUAAAUCUACAGAUGCCGACACUGAUGGGAUAAGUGUCAAGAGCGGGAGGAGCGCGCGUAGCAAAUUCGGUUGGCGAGAGGGUGCGGCGACGGUCCGCACAGCACAUUCACCCUGGGCGGAUAAAACCUUCGUAAACGAUUGGAAAGCUCCUUUACCUCCAACCGUGUCAAGUAUCCACGACGAAGAAGCACAGCUUGAGGCGCUCAAAAAACACGUAUCAUCAAUGAAAAAGGACCUGGAACUCCAUAAUGAACUACGGGAGCCCAUGGCUGCUCUGUAUCAACCCAGGACUGCUAAUUCCAUGAAAGCGCAAAGUAACUGGGAGAGAAAAUCGCAGUAUCUGCUUACUGAAAUAGUCAAAUACGACUCGUACAUUGAUUCGCUUCAGGCCGCCAUGUCAUUACGAUUGAAAAAGCGUGGAGAGAAAGCCUUGGAGCGUGCCUUGAGUGGUGUUUCCACACUGGAUGAACGGUUAACCAAGGGCAACUGGAAAGGGCGACCAAAAGAACAGACGAUCAAUGAAGAGGUGGAACCACUGACGCCGGGAGCUGGUCAGCAGUUUAUGGUCGCCUCUCAUCAGAGAGAGAGGGCUGAGGUUCGGGGAGAAGAUUAA